This is a messenger RNA of Mastomys coucha (southern multimammate mouse), 1922 nucleotides long. It is a transcript of the gene Tlr1, whose product is annotated as toll like receptor 1. Gene Ontology annotation, molecular function: lipopeptide binding; transmembrane signaling receptor activity; Toll-like receptor 2 binding. Gene Ontology annotation, biological process: immune response; cellular response to triacyl bacterial lipopeptide; inflammatory response. The transcript is spliced from 3 exons. The record is from RefSeq and is a predicted model, not a curated record. NCBI's taxonomy places the organism in Eukaryota, Metazoa, Chordata, Mammalia, Rodentia, Muridae. Gene Ontology annotation, cellular component: Toll-like receptor 1-Toll-like receptor 2 protein complex; membrane. The annotation marks the transcript as partial.
GUUUCUCUAAGUAGCAUAUUUACUUACUGUGACUGUGUGAUUUGAAACUAUGAAAUGUUCAGGAAGAUGGGACAUGCUGUGACCCACAUACACGUAGGUGUGUCUACCAAGAGCCCAUGUGUUGGAGAACUUCUCUGAGGCAUGAAGAGAGCAGAAGCUCAGUCUGACUAUGGAAUUUGGAGGUGGUCCUUCGGAAGGAAGGAUUGGAUUCCAUCGUAUCAUCAGAGUAGAAGCCCGUGAAUAAAUACUGCUAGCUUAAUCGAAGCAGGGUGAGACCAGAAUGCAUACACAUGUCCCCAUCUCUCACCAUGUGCUGUGCUGGGAUAGCAUAUCAAGGUCAUUGCAGAAUGUGACUGACCCCUUAACUGUGGAGCAGAACUGACCUAUACCCAUGUGGAGAUGCUCUGAAGAAUAGCAGCGACCUCAGGAAUGUCUAUUGCCAUACAAUGACUAAAACAAAUUCCCUCAUCUUCUAUUGUAUCAUGGUCUUACGACUGACACUUAUCAAAACCCAAUUAUCUGACAAAAGUGAGCUUAUCAUUAAGAGACCAAAUGCAAACCUUACCAGAGUACCCAAGGACCUACCCUGGCAAACAACUACUUUAGAUAUAUCAGAAAAUGGUAUAUCUGAGCUUCAGGCCUCUGACAUCCUCUCCUUGACCAAGCUAAGGGUCUUGAUAAUGUCCUACAACAGACUCCAGCAUCUGAAUAUCAGUGUUUUCAAAUUCAACUCUGAGCUGGAAUAUUUGGAUUUGUCCCACAAUGAGCUAAGGGUGAUCUCUUGCCACCCAAUAGUCAACCUCAAACAUUUGGACCUCUCCUUUAAUGCAUUUGAUGCCCUGCCCAUAUGCAAGGAGUUUGGCAACAUGUCCCAACUACAAUUUCUGGGACUGAGCGGUUCUCGGGUACAAAAUUCAAGUGUGCAGCUGAUCGCUCAUUUGAACAUCAGAAAGGUUUUGCUGGUGUUAGGAGACGCUUAUGGGGAAAAAGAAGACCCUGGGUGUCUUCAGCACAUUAGCACGGAGACUCUGCAUAUUGUUUUCCCUUCGAAAAGAGAAUUUGGUUUUCUUCUGGAUGUGUCCAUCAGCACUACGAUCAGUUUGGAACUGUCUAACAUCAAGUGUGUGCUUGAAGACAAGGACUGCUAUUAUUUCUUACAUGCUUUGUCAAAGCUUAAAACGAAUCUAAAGCUCUCAAAUCUUACCCUGAACAACGUGGAAACAACGUGGAAUUCCUUCAUUAAUAUCCUCCAGUUCGUUUGGCAUACCCCAGUCAAGUAUUUCUCAAUUUCGAAUGUGAAGCUACAAGGUCAACUUGACUUCACAUGGUUCAAUUAUUUUGGCACUUCUCUGAUGGCUGUGUCAAUACAUCAAGUUGUCACUGAUGUGUUCAGCUUCCCACAAAGUUACAUAUACAGUAUUUUUUCCAAUAUGAACAUCCAAAAUUUUACAGUGUCUGGAACACACAUGGUCCACAUGCUUUGCCCAUCCCAAGUUAGCCCGUUUCUGUAUUUGGACUUCACAGAUAACCUUUUAACAGACACUGUUUUUAAAGAUUGUAGAAACUUAGUUAGAUUGAAAACACUUAGCUUACAAAAGAAUCAAUUAAAAAACCUAGAAAAUGUAAUUCUUAUGUCUUCGGAGAUGACAUCCCUACAAAAACUAGACAUUAGCCGGAAUUCUCUAAGAUACAGUGAUGGGGGAAGCUCAUGCUCCUGGACCCAGAGUUUGUUAGUUUUAAAUUUGUCUUCAAAUAUGCUUACGGGCUCUGUCUUCAGAUGCUUACCUCCCAAGGUCGAGGUCCUUGACCUUCACAACAACAGAAUAAUGAGCAUCCCUAAAGAUGUCACCCGCUUACAAGCUUUACAGGAACUCAAUGUAGCAUCCAAUUCUUUGACUGACCUUCCUGGAUGCGGGGCCUUC